AUGUUGGCGGUGGCGGGCUCCCUGGUGGCCGCUUUCUGGGCGACGCUCCAUCUCCGGACGCUCCUGCUGGCUGCUGUCGUCUUUCUGUUUUUUGCUGACUUCCUCAAAAGCCGGCGCCCCAGAAACUACCCGCCAAGGCCCUGGCGCCUGCCAUUCAUUGGCAACUUGGUUCCCGUGGACUUUGGGCAGUUGCAACUGCUGCUGCAGCGGUUUACUCAGCAUCCAAAUGUUCUCAUGAAUCCUCAGCUGGCUUCCCUGCCAGCACAGGUAUCUUGUGGAGACCACAUGGCGGCAGGACUAUUCAUCUCCAAUGGCCAUAUAUGGGAGGAGCAAAGAAUGUUCACCUUGACAGUGCUAAGAAAUUUUUGUUUAGGAAAGAAAAGUUUAGAGCAGCACAUUCAGGAGGGGGCUCAGCACAUUUUUGAGGCCAUAGAAAAGGAACAAGGACAACCUUUUAACCCUCACUUCAAGCUCAGCAAUGCCACUUCCAAUAUCAUUUGUUCCAUCACUUUUGGGGAGCGCUUUGAGUAUCACGAUGGUCAGUUUCAGGAAUUCCUGAAGUUACUGAAUGAGGUCACAUCUUUGGAGGCAUCAGUGAUGUGCCAGUUCUAUAGUGUCCUUCCAUGGAUAAUAAAAUUCCUUCCUGGAACUCACCAAACUUUCAUCAGCAACUGGGGAAAACAUUUCAGUUUUCAUGAUUUCAUGAUUGUUUCUCAUAGCAUUGAAAAACACAAUAGAGAUUUGAAUCCUGCUGAAACAAGAGACGUUACUGAUGCUUACCUCAAGGAAAUGGCAAAGUACACAAACAAGACUACUACAAGUUUCCAUGAAGAAGACCUUAUCUGUGACACACUAGACCUCUUAUUACCUCAAACUGAAACAGCAUCUAUGACUCUGCAUUGGGGUCUGCUGUGCAUGGCCCUCUACCCAGAAGUUCAAGAAAAGGUACAGGCUGAGAUUGACAGUGUGAUUGGCCAGUGGAAGCAGCCAAGCUUGGCAGACCGAGAGUCCCUACCCCACGCCAAUGCUGUGAUCCACGAGGUGCUAAGAAUGGACACAUUCCCCCUGGGUGCUCCCAGGGAAGUGACAAUUGAUACCACUUUGGCUAGAUACCACCUACCAAAGGAAAAUGAGCUUGCCUUGGAGAACAAUUAGCCUGGUGUAAGCUACUUAUUUUCUUCACUUCCCUUUUGCAAAAAUUCACCUUCAAAUCCCCAAGGAAUGCGUCACCAUUUCUCCUGUCAGUUACUGCAUCUGUGCUGUCCCUAG
Castor canadensis (American beaver) is the source of this 1269-nucleotide messenger RNA. Lineage: Eukaryota; Metazoa; Chordata; Mammalia; Rodentia; Castoridae. The record is from RefSeq and is a predicted model, not a curated record.